CAUCCACUGUCCCGCCGGCGGUCAAACUUCAACUGAAUUUCACCACUAAAUCAGAACAGUAAAAAUGGGGUUUUCAUCAGUUUUAUCUCGGAUCGCCAUCUCCAGGAAGCUGCUUUCUUCAAACCCCACGAAUCGUUCCAUCUCAUUGUUGUCUUCCCUUCUGUUUUCGAGCCACGUUGAUAGCGACACCAAGAAGGCGGAGAACGGCAGCCUGCCGUCGUCUUCGGCGGCUUAUCAUGUCAGUUCAGGCGGGUAUAUGAGAGGCACUGUCUUCUGGGAAUCCGAUAGGCCCCUCACCAUUGAAGAAUUUCAUAUGCCUCGUCCCAAAGCUGGAGAAGUUCUCAUAAAAACGAAGGCUUGUGGAGUUUGUCACUCUGAUCUUCAUGUUAUAAAAGGCGAAAUUCCUUUUUCUAGUCCUUGUGUUAUUGGGCACGAGAUUACUGGGGAAGUUGUUGAACAUGGGCCACUCACCGACCGCAAAAUCACUGAAAGAUAUCCAGUUGGAUCUCGAGUGGUGGGAGCUUUUAUCAUGCCUUGUGGUAAUUGUUUCUUCUGUUCUAAGGGCCAUGAUGAUCUAUGUGAAGAUUUCUUUGCCUAUAAUCGAGCAAAGGGCACCCUUUAUGAUGGUGAAACACGGCUUUUCCUCCGCAAUAGUGGAAAACCUGUAUACAUGUAUAGCAUGGGAGGCCUUGCUGAAUACUGCGUUGUUCCGGCGUAUGGUUUGUGUGUUUUGCCGAAAUCAUUGCCAUACACCGAAUCUGCAAUUUUAGGAUGUGCUGUAUUUACUGCUUAUGGUGCCAUGAGGCAUGCGGCUGAGGUCUGUCCUGGGGAUUCUGUUGCUGUGAUUGGAAUUGGAGGGGUUGGUUCAAGUUGUUUGCAGAUAGCAAGGGCAUUUGGUGCCUCUGAAGUUAUUGCUGUGGAUAUUCAGAAUGAUAAACUGCAGAAAGCUAAGACUUUGGGGGCCACUCAUACAGUAAACGCAAUGGAAGAAGAUGCCGUUGAACGGGUUAAAGAAAUUACUGGAGGAUCAGGUGUUGACAUCGCCGUGGAAGCGUUGGGGAAACCUCAAACGUUUUUGCAGUGUAUACAAAGUGUAAGAGAUGGUGGAAAAGCAGUGAUGAUCGGGCUUGCGAAAGCCGGUGCUGUAGGUGAGGUGGACAUCAAUCGUCUGGUUCGUCGGAAGGUAAAAGUGAUCGGUUCGUAUGGAGCGAGGGCAAGGCAGGAUCUGCCGAAGCUGGUUAAACUAGCCGAAACAGGAAUCUUCAAUCUUAGCAGUGCUGUCUCUCAAAAAUACAAAUUUGAAGAAGGAAAUAAAGCAUUCCAGGAUCUUAACCAGGGAAAAAUUAUCAGCCGAGGUGUAGUUGAGAUAAGCUAAGUUAUUUUUCUUUGUAUCAAUAAUAAUAAUAAACUUGGACACAACACAAUGAACCCUUGGCUUGUGUUGUGUUGGUCACAAAUUCUGUCAUGUUUGAUGUAAUGUUUUAUCACAAAACUUGUUUAUUUUACUGUAUCCAGAUGAUUUGAAAUGUCAAUUUUUAUUUAUCAGUUUGAGAUAAGCUUGUGUA
Hibiscus syriacus is the source of this 1565-nucleotide messenger RNA. Its product is annotated as alcohol dehydrogenase 1B. NCBI's taxonomy places the organism in Eukaryota, Viridiplantae, Streptophyta, Magnoliopsida, Malvales, Malvaceae. Gene Ontology annotation, molecular function: oxidoreductase activity. Bases 65 to 1375 code for a protein of 436 amino acids. The transcript is spliced from 7 exons. The record is from RefSeq and is a predicted model, not a curated record.